GGCGCGCACGCAGUAGCGUGCUGGGCGGAGUGGGAGGGUCUACGCAGGCGCGCGAGGCAAGGCGAGUGGCAGCUGCUGGGUUUCUUGGAGAACUGAGUGCACCUUGCAGAUUAGUAUGUCCCCUGAAGUUGCUUUGAACAGAAUAUCUCCAGCACUUUCUCCUUUUGUUUCUAAUGUGGUCAGGAAUGGAAAAGUAGGAUUGGAUGCAACUAACUGUUUAAGGAUUACAGAUCUGAAAUCUGGUUGCAUGUCCUUGACUCUUGGGCCCAGCUGUGAUCGCUUUAAGUUGCAUAUUCCAUAUGCUGGAGAAACACUAAAAUGGGAUAUAAUUUUUAAUGCCUACUAUCCAGAACUGCCACCUGACUUCAUCUUUGGAGAGGAUGCUGAGUUCCUUCCUGAUCCCUCAGCUUUACAUAACUUGGCCUCAUGGAAUCCCUCAAACCCAGAAUGCCUUCUGCUUGUUGUAAAAGAACUUGUUCAACAAUAUCACCAGUUCCAGUGCAGCAGACUACGUGAGAGCUCUCGCCUCAUGUUUGAAUAUCAAACAUUACUGGAAGAACCUCAGUAUGGAGAAAACAUGGAAAUUUAUGCUGGCAAAAAGAACAACUGGACUGGUGAAUUGUCAGCUCGUUUCCUUCUGAAAUUGCCAGUGGACUUCAGCAACAUCCCCACUUACCUUCUCAAGGAUGCAAAUGAAGACCCCGGGGAAGAUGUUGCUCUUCUUUCCGUCAGCUUUGAGGAUACAGAAGCUACUCAAGUUUUCCCCAAACUGUAUCUGUCUCCACGAAUCGAACAUGCUCUUGGAGGAUCUUCUGCCCUUCACAUUCCUGCUUUUCCAGGUGGAGGCUGCCUCAUUGAUUACGUACCCCAAGUAUGUCAACUCCUAACCAACAAGGUACAAUAUGUUAUUCAGGGUUACCAUAAGAGAAGAGAGUAUAUUGCAGCAUUUCUUAGUCACUUUGGAACUGGCGUGGUAGAAUACGAUGCUGAGGGUUUCACAAAACUCACCUUGUUACUGAUGUGGAAAGAUUUUUGCUUCCUGGUUCACAUUGACCUCCCACUCUAUUUUCCUCGGGACCAGCCAACGUUAACAUUUCAGUCUGUCUAUCACUUCACUAACAGUGGGGAGCUCUAUUCGCAGGCCCAGAAAAACUACCCCUACAGUCCACGUUGGGAUGGCAAUGAGAUGGCCAAAAGAGCAAAGGCUCAUUUCAAAACAUUUGUCCCUCAGUUCCAGGAGGCAGCAUUUGCCAAUGGAAAACUCUAAGAUCA
Molecule: messenger RNA, 1272 nt
Organism: Lacerta agilis (Sand lizard)
Lineage: Eukaryota; Metazoa; Chordata; Lepidosauria; Squamata; Lacertidae
Gene: BABAM2
Product: BRISC and BRCA1 A complex member 2
Exons: 12
Coding region: 116-1267 (383 amino acids)
Biological process (GO): double-strand break repair
Cellular component (GO): BRISC complex; BRCA1-A complex
Source: RefSeq, a predicted model, not a curated record